This is a messenger RNA of Neltuma alba, 345 nucleotides long. RefSeq names its product cold-responsive protein kinase 1-like. Gene Ontology annotation, biological process: protein phosphorylation. NCBI's taxonomy places the organism in Eukaryota, Viridiplantae, Streptophyta, Magnoliopsida, Fabales, Fabaceae. The annotation marks the transcript as partial. The transcript has 2 exons. Gene Ontology annotation, molecular function: protein kinase activity; ATP binding. The record is from RefSeq and is a predicted model, not a curated record.
CCUUCUGCAACUUUUUAUGUGUGUUUUUUGGGCUUUGUGAUGACAGUGAUUGCAACUAAAACUUUUAGUUACAAUUCAAUGAGAUCAGCCACAGGAGAUUUUCAUCCAUCUACCAGAAUUGGUGGAGGAGGUUAUGGAGUUGUCUACAAGGGUGUAUUAAGAGAUGGUACUCAAGUUGCUAUCAAGUCUCUGUCUGUAGAGUCUAAACAAGGAACAAAGGAAUUUAUGACAGAAACUGAAAUUAUAUCAAAGAUACAGCAUCCAAACCUUGUGCAACUUAUUGGCUGCUGUGUUGAGGGCCACCAUCGGUUGUUGGUGUAUGAGUUUUUGGGAAAACAAUAGCCU